Messenger RNA from Kluyveromyces marxianus DMKU3-1042, 2496 nucleotides. It is a transcript of the gene PRK1, whose product is annotated as Ark/Prk/Nak family serine/threonine-protein kinase. Lineage: Eukaryota; Fungi; Ascomycota; Saccharomycetes; Saccharomycetales; Saccharomycetaceae. Gene Ontology annotation, cellular component: cytoplasm. Gene Ontology annotation, molecular function: protein serine/threonine kinase activity; ATP binding. The coding region runs from base 1 to 2496 and encodes 831 amino acids. The transcript has a single exon. The record is from RefSeq and is a predicted model, not a curated record. Gene Ontology annotation, biological process: protein autophosphorylation; actin filament organization; peptidyl-threonine phosphorylation.
AUGAAUCAACCGCACAUUGAAAAGUAUGCACCCGGGACUGUGUUGCCCGUUGGGUCGCAUCAGGUUAAGAUUUUAAAGUAUUUGGCUAGUGGUGGGUUUGCACAUGUGUAUUCUGUUCAAAUCAGCCCUCCAGACCCAGUUUGUCCAGACAAUAUCGCAUGUUUGAAAAGGGUUGUUGUGCCAGACAAGGCGAAUCUCAACACUUUGAGGGCGGAAGUUGAUACUAUGAAGACGCUUCGGGGUAACCAGUGUGUAGUGUCGUAUAUUGACUCACAUGCUACGAAAUCUCCGGUAAAUCCUGGGAUGUAUGAGGUGUAUUUGUUGAUGGAGUAUUGUUCUCGAGGCGGUCUCAUUGACUUUAUGAAUACGAGGUUGCAGCAUCGACUUACAGAAUCUGAAGUACUCAAUAUUAUGAGCCAGGUAUGUCAGGGUGUAGCUGCAAUGCAUGCAUUGCAGCCUCCGUUGAUCCAUAGGGAUAUCAAGAUUGAGAAUGUUUUAAUAUCGAAAAACGGGCAAUUCAAGCUUUGUGACUUUGGAUCAGUUUCUGGGGUUAUUCGGGCACCAAGAAAUACAGAGGAGUUCAAUUAUGUGCAGUACGAUGUUAUGAAAAAUACCACGGCCCAAUAUAGGUCCCCAGAGAUGAUCGAUUUGUACCGUGGGCUGCCCAUUGACGAGAAGUCGGAUAUUUGGGCCCUUGGUGUGUUUUUGUACAAGGUAUGUUAUUACACAACACCAUUCGAAAAGAACGGGGAGUCUGCAAUCUUGUCUUCCACUUUCCAGUUUCCCUCGUACCCGCAGUAUUCGGAUAGAGUGAGAAACCUCAUAAGUGUGAUGCUUCGUGUAGAUCCGUUGAAGCGCCCUAACAUUUGCCAAGUGUUGGAAGAAGUUUCCCGUAUCCAAGGCGUGCCUUGUCCAAUUAAAAAUUUCUACUUGUUGAGGGUUAUGGACAAGCAUUCUCCCAAAAAUCUAUCCCCUGUGCCUCCUCAACUUUUAUCAUCUCCUUCUCAUAUGGCCAUGCCAAAUCAACACCAGCAUCAACACCAGCACCAACACCAGCAUCAGCAUCAGAAUCAGCAUCAGCCAGAGCUACAACCAUCUAGUAUAAACGCUGUGCCUGCUCAAAACAUGAACCAUAUGCCAUUCUUGCACAUUUCUAAGAGCCAGCCAUCCAUAGGUCAAAUGGACUAUGCGCCAUUCGUCCCCAAUGUUGUCCAUACAUCCAUGAAGAGUAGCAAUAAGGACUACUCAACGAGUGAUCCAUUUUUAAAGAUCGAUAAGUCAGCAUUGUUGACUCAAACACCUUCUAAAAUUGAUGGAAUGCCAAAAGGUUUCAAAGGUCCCUCUCUUGAAUACCAGCAACCACCACCACAGCAAUACCAGCAACAAACUCAGCCUCAGCCUCAGCCUCAGCCUCAACGUCUGACAAGAGCGCAAACGGUCACACCUAGAAACUCUGUCAGUCCUGUUAGAGUAGGAGGGGGUAGAGGUGCAAUCGCGAGUAUCGUUGCUAGUAAUAAAACUUCGAUAGACAAACCAAGGUACGUUGAUUCAGAGACCCAAACAAGUGAAAUCCCUUCAGAAUUAAAUUUGUCUCGGUCAACUUCUAAAAAAUCAAUAGCCUCGUCGACUCUGUCUCUAUCAUCUACUGAAUCCUUGGAGGCCAUUUCCACUGGUGGAAGCUUAACUCGUCGUAUGAGUAAUACUCUGAAAAAGGUUGUCACUGGUGAAAAGAGAGGAUUCUCACCUAUCAGAUCAGCUCAGAAUACAGGAGAAAGUGUCAAAUCUGCAUUUAACGCCCUUCGUAAAGGUAUCUCCACCCUGCAGUUCACUGGUGACGGUAAUUCUAGAAAGAAUUCCCAAGAAUUUAGAAAAUACAGAAAUGCAUCUAAUACUUCUAUCCCAGAAAGAUCAGAAAGUAAUAACAAAGCACACAGAAGAUCAACCAGCUCAUUUUCAUUUGUUCCUGAAAACGGCGAACACGACCCUAAACGUGACUCUAAUAUCGAUGUCACGCCAGUUUCUCUGAGAAGAUCUUCAUCAUUGAAGGCAUCUUCAUCCAUUCAAAAGCGUGUCAAGGAUUUAAUCAAUGCAAAGGAUAUCCCAAACAAUUCGACUGCCACUGGUUAUGGUAAGUAUACAGACUCGAUGAGAAAGAAAGAACUAGAUCAUCGUAAAAGUAAAAGUGUUAUUUUCAAUAACAACAAGAAAAUUGAUGGCAAUAACAAUAGUAAAACUAAUGAUGAAAGAAAAUCGAGCGUGGUUUUAACGCCACUAAAGGUGUCAACUAAAACUAAACCUGUCCCACCGCCAAAACCAGCGCAUCUUAAACCAAAUCUACCGCCAAAACCAAAACACUUAAAGUCUAAAAGUACUGUUUCUACACCUUCCAUUGGCAAAAAAUCUGAUCAAGAAACUGAUAUAGACUCGGAGGAAAGCGAUUUCCCAACGCCAGACACAAUUAGAGAUUUUGAAAGAAGGUUCCCGAGUGCAUUAUAG